Aureobasidium melanogenum CBS 110374 is the source of this 750-nucleotide messenger RNA. RefSeq names its product ribulose-phosphate 3-epimerase. Lineage: Eukaryota; Fungi; Ascomycota; Dothideomycetes; Dothideales; Saccotheciaceae. Gene Ontology annotation, cellular component: cytosol. Gene Ontology annotation, biological process: pentose-phosphate shunt, non-oxidative branch; carbohydrate metabolic process; pentose-phosphate shunt. The transcript is spliced from 3 exons. The coding region runs from base 1 to 750 and encodes 249 amino acids. Gene Ontology annotation, molecular function: metal ion binding; D-ribulose-phosphate 3-epimerase activity. The record is from RefSeq and is a predicted model, not a curated record.
AUGGCUCCUCCAGCAAUCAUCGCUCCCUCAAUCCUCUCUGCCGACUUUGGCGCCCUGGGCAAGGCCUGCUCAGACACCAUUGGCCAUGGCGCAGACUGGCUCCACGUCGACAUCAUGGACGGCCACUUCGUCCCCAACAUGACCUUUGGCGCUCCUGUAGUGACCAUGAUCCGUCCUCAUGUCGACAAGCCCACCGAGUCCUUUGGCAAGGGCACUUUCGACUGCCACAUGAUGAUCGCCGAGCCCAAGAAAUGGGUCAAGGAGUUCAAGAAGGCUGGUUGUGAUCUCUACUGCUUCCACUAUGAAGCCGCCAUCAACUCCACCGCUGCCGACGAACCCUCCGCUACCUCCGACAAAAAGACUAGUCCUAAGGAACUCAUCAAGUACAUCCACGACCAAGGCCUCAGAGCCGGUAUUGCCCUCAAACCCGGCACCCCCGUCGAUGUCCUCUACGAUAUCCUCGACAGCAAGACACAAGAUGAAGUCCCAGACAUGGUCCUCAUCAUGACUGUCGAACCCGGUUUCGGCGGCCAAAAAUUCAUGCCCGACAUGAUGCCUAAAGUCGAAGCCCUGCGCAAGCGCUACCCAGACCUGAACAUCGAAGUCGACGGCGGUCUCUCCGAAAAGACCAUCGAUGUAGCUGCAGACGCAGGCGCCAAUGUCAUCGUAGCUGGUUCUGCUGUGUUUGGCGCCAAAGACCCUUCAGAAGUUAUUGCAAAGCUGAGGGAAGCUGUUGAGAAGAGGAGAUGA